This is a messenger RNA of Camelina sativa (false flax), 1578 nucleotides long. The record is from RefSeq and is a predicted model, not a curated record. NCBI's taxonomy places the organism in Eukaryota, Viridiplantae, Streptophyta, Magnoliopsida, Brassicales, Brassicaceae.
UAACUAAAACCAAACCAUUUCAUUAAUAGAUAUACAUACAGUAAUGGAUGUCGUAAAUAAAAGAUCAACAAAAUUGAUGGCAAAUCACUAACUCGGUUUUGUAAAAAACCUCCCAGGCACGACUAUCGAGAAACACAACUUUUUAAAUUUCUCCAACGCUGGUGGAACUGAAGCUCGCCGACGUCGGGAUCUCUCUUCCACGUUUCGAAUCUUCUACAACAUCCAUUACUCUUUUCGUUUACUUCCUAGUAUCGUGUAUCUCCAUUUUCAUGUUAUGGCAAUGGAAUCGUCUUUAGCCCUACCUCUACAUGCCGACCCAGGAAGCGACAGAGAACGACGAUUGUUUACGGUGAACCAUCUAUCCUAUGCCCUGUUCUCGCCGUCUGGGAAGCUGGUAGAAGAUGAAUCCCUAGUAUCCAAAGUCCCUUUAAGGUCGGAAGCGGAAGCCUACACCGAUCUACCACCUAGAACUCCGGAGCCUAUACGUUCCUAUUUCCUCGCCUAUCACCGACCUCACCAGAAGCACAUGGCUGCAACACCUUUGUUGGUGAGGAAGAUGACGGCGGAAGGUUUUACCCUAAUCCAGCUGGUGGUUCCCCCAAAUGGACUCGGCCCAUUAAGCUCACAGUCUCGGCCCAGAUUCAGAAUUGCUUUAAUAUAUUUUCUACCAGACUGGACCAGCAAAAGGAUUAAGCUUGUUCUGCAUCUACGCGAAUCACAACCUGGUAAUCAACCACUCUCGUUUUGCUCUACACACUUGAGAUCCCUAGUUUUAGAAACCCUUAUGUAUAUGUUUCGUGAACGCUUGAAGUCUUAUGGCAUGUUUAUCCUCGUCCCUCAAUCGCGUAAAGGAUGUAAGCUCGGAUGUACUUAUUCUUUCUAGUGUAGCACCGGCUACUAGCUUUGUGUUGAACUCCUUAACCUCCAUGGUCGCUGGCUUUAUGCGAGGGAGGACCCACCUGCUCUGUUACGGUUUGUUACCCACCAAAUGUGAUCCCCGGUUAUAGCUUCAUCAAAAGCUAUGAGGUAUGUGCACUCUACUAGAUUGCUUUUUGAAUUUGUCUCUCACUCGACCCUUAGAUUGUGUGAAUGUGGCCACGACCUUGCUUUGGUAGUGAAGCAUAGUACGAGUAAGAACUCCUCCACAAUGCUUAUUUAUCCAGCCUCUUCAAUAAAAGGCAAUGAUGUUCUACCUGAGAAUUGGUCUUGUGGUUGCUCCUGUUCAAUCCCGCAAACCUAUCCCUUUAUGGAGAAACCAUUCCCGUCAAACCUUACCGGUACUUGGAACCCGCCUACACCCUUAGCCUCCUCCAUGGAGCAACUUAUCAACAGCUCUUUGGCGUCAUUCGCACGAGCUAAUUGUGACCACUUGUUGGUCGGGGAUCUCUCGAAGCUUGUCUUCAAUCUAGAAUCCUACAAGACAUCAAAAGAUCUUUCCUCCAUUGCAAGCUCCUCAAAGUUAUGCAUCUUGUUGGAAGAGUCAUGUAGUCUCUAUCUUUUCUUUUCAUGUACUCUUUUGCUCUUAAGCUGUAUGAACAAUCCUCUUUUGAGGUUUUAGUUUAAUGAAAUGUUUGACAA